Molecule: messenger RNA, 4222 nt
Organism: Polyodon spathula (Mississippi paddlefish)
Lineage: Eukaryota; Metazoa; Chordata; Actinopteri; Acipenseriformes; Polyodontidae
Gene: foxo1a
Product: forkhead box O1 a
Exons: 3
Coding region: 309-2261 (650 amino acids)
Biological process (GO): regulation of transcription by RNA polymerase II
Cellular component (GO): nucleus
Molecular function (GO): RNA polymerase II cis-regulatory region sequence-specific DNA binding; DNA-binding transcription factor activity, RNA polymerase II-specific
Source: RefSeq, a predicted model, not a curated record
AGAUCAACAUUCAACAAGCAACAGCUAGGGGUGACAGACAUGGUACGAUUAUGUUCAUGUUAAAUCUUUAUUUUUGAAACAGCAAAACAACAAAAAAAAAAAAAAAAAAAAAAAAAACAAAAACACGCCGCUAACACAGCUCCAAGACACACUUUCCAGCGCUGUCAGGUUUAUGUGAUUUGUUUCAGCUCCGGUUUUGUGACUUUCUGACUGAGUUGAAGCUUAUGAAGUGACGAAGUUUUCUUUGCCUGCGCUGUGUCCUUUCCUAUGUCUAUGUGAGACUCAGCGUUGAUUUACUUGCUUGUAUUAUGGCAGAAGCUCCGCAGCAACAAGUCGUUGAGAUCGACCCGGAUUUCGAGCCGCUCUCCCGACCCAGGUCUUGCACCUGGCCCCUUCCCAGACCUGAAUUUAUUAACCCUGCCAACUCCAAUACUUCUUCUCCGGCUCCUUCUGUCAAACAAGAACCGGGCACCAAUGUUGAUUUUAUUAACAACCUCAGCUUGCUGGAAGAAAACGAAGACUUCCCCGAGCAGAAGCCGCUAGUCUUGUGCAAUGAUUUCCAGUGCCAGGAGAACUGCAUCCACCAACAGCAACAUCAGCACCCCAACCAGCAGCUCCCCCAUCAACAGCAGGUAGUCCCUUGCUCUUCUGCCUUGUCGUCCCCCGCCGGCUCAUCCUCUUCGGUUGCAGCCCAGAGGAAGAGCAGUUCCUCUCGCAGGAAUGCCUGGGGAAAUCUGUCCUACGCGGACUUGAUCACCAAGGCCAUCGAAAGCUCUCCGGAGAAGAGGCUCACCUUAUCACAGGUCUAUGAUUGGAUGGUCAAGAGUGUACCUUACUUCAAGGACAAAGGGGACAGCAACAGCUCUGCUGGAUGGAAAAAUUCCAUCCGGCACAACCUGUCUCUGCACAGCCGCUUUAUACGGGUCCAGAAUGAGGGCACUGGGAAGAGCUCCUGGUGGAUGCUAAACCCAGAAGGGGGCAAGAGUGGCAAGUCUCCGCGGAGGAGGGCCGCCUCUAUGGACAACAACAGCAAGUUUGCCAAGAGCCGUGGGCGAGCGGCCAAGAAAAAGGUGGCCCACCAGGCUGGGCAGGAUGGGGGUGCCGACAGCCCUGGCUCCCAGUACUCUAAGUGGCCAGGGAGCCCCAACUCCCACAGCAACGAUGACUUUGACACCUGGACCACUUUCAGACCCCGCACCAGCUCCAAUGCCAGCACGCUCAGCGGCCGCCUCUCCCCCUUCAUGCCCGAGCAGGAUGACUUAGGGGACCCCGAUGUUCACUCGUUGGUCUACUCCACCGCCUCCAGCAAGAUGACUUCCACGCUGCCAAGCCUCUCUGAGAUGGCCGGUUCCAUGAGCCACCACAACCCAGAGAACAUCAUGGAGGACCUCCUGGACAAUCUGAACCUCCUUUCUCCCAAAUCCUCCCAAGUGUCGGCCAGUUCCACCCAAUCCUCUCCCUCCUCCAUGAUGCAGCCUAGCCCUGGCUAUCCCUCUUACUCCUCCCCCAACACUGCCAGCCUGGGCGCACAGCCCCAGGAUUACAGGAAAUGCCUGUAUAGCCAGAGCGGCAUGAAUUCACUGUCGCCCAUGCCUAUGCAAGCACUGCAAGAAAACAAGCCAGUCUAUGGAGCUGCCAUGGGCCAGUACGGUUGCCCUACUGGGCUCCUCAAAGAGCUACUGACGUCCGACUCGGACCCUCACAAUGACAUUAUGCCAUCAGUAGACACUGUGGUGUCCCAAUCCAGCAGCAGAGGGGGGCCUGGCCCCAAUGUCAUGAUGCCUACUAACUCUGCCAUGCCCUCCUACGCUCCCCAGCAGCCCCACAACAAGAUGAUGAACCCUGGUGGCACUCACCCACAUGUGGUGCACAACCAGCCGUUGUCUGUCAUGAAUGGCCGUGCCUUAUCACACCCCAUGACCAUGACUCACAGUGUUGAGAUGAGCCGCCUAUCCACGGUAAAGACUCCCAUGCAAGUGCCUCACAACCUGCCCCUGCACAUGAACAUGAUGCACCCCUACAGCGUUCUCAACAGUAGCAAUGGCUACGGCAGGAUGGGCCUGAUUGCAGCACACCAGGAGAAGCUGCCUAGUGACUUGGAUGGCAUGUCAAUCGAGCGCCUUGAGUGCGACAUGGAGUCCGUCCUCCACGACACCUUGAUGGACGGAGACUCUUUAGACUUUAACUUUGACCCCAUGGUGCCCAACCAAGGUUUUUCACAUAGUGUAAAGACAACGACCCACAGCUGGGUAUCGGGAUAAAUUAUGCCAGGUCCUGCUAAAACACCUCAGACUGGAUCUACAUCAGGAAUGAGGAAAAAGCAGUCCAAAGAGUCUCUUACUUCUCUGGCAAAAAAAAAAAAAAAAAAAAAAAACUAAAAAAAUUGUUCAGACUUGGCAGCAGUGAACUUUUUCCUGUACAGGAUGUUUGCCCAGUAUGUGCAGGUUAUGUGCUGCUUCAGAUAAGGCCUCUGCCUUUGGAAAUUGUAUAGUAACCAAGUGCCAAGCUCACUACACAAUGUUAUAGCUGAGUUUAUUUAAAUGAUGUUGUUUUCAGCGUUAUAAAUGGCCGAUAUGUACACUUUAUGUGCCUAUUAAAGUUAGCAUUCUCAAUGUAAGCUAUGACAACAUAAAAUAUGUUUUUAUGAACUUAUUUUUUACCAGUGAACAGCUGCAACCACAGUUUUUUUUCUGUAAUGUGUUGUCGUCCACCCCCCCCUCGAAUCAACCUUAGAAAUAUCAUUAACUGCAAUUUUGAAAUGUCUUAGUCUAUUUAUAUAACACCAACAUACUCAAACAUAUUGCCUACCUUAUAUCGCUAAUAACAUCGAAAAAUCACAUCUAUAUCUGGGUUUGGGAAACACCAAAGGGUGCCAAUAAAUUAGGCUUGGGAAAACACCAACAAGGCCUAAGUACAUGGGGAUUUGCUGACUCCCCAGUCCAGUUUUGAAACUAAAUCUACUUUCUUGAAAUUAAUUGAGGUGUGCUAUAUAACAGAGGGAUGUUUUAUAUAUAUAUGUACAGCAAGUUUACAGAACCAGCACAGCAAUCUUAUUUUGGUUGUUUUAACUGGAUUUUACUGGCUUUAUUAUGUGUUUUUUUGGGGGUGGGGGGGUGGGUUGGUUUGCACAUUUCAGGUGCUACUUAGUCAUGCUGUUUAAUAGCUUUUCAUGUUUUUUUGUAAAUAAAUUGAAAAGAAAAAACAGAAGAUAUCUAAAAUUAUACUCGAUAGCAUAAAUGUUUUAAAGCUGUACAACUGCAAUGCAUUUUGCAUUUCAUGUUCAAAUAACCUAUUUCAUAAUCCAGCUUCUAGCAUUCUAAGCAAUGUCUACAAGCUUGUCUUGGUAAUGAUUUUAUUUAGAAAGUUUUAAAGAAAAAAUGGUUUACAACUGUAGCUGAUAUGUCUAGUUGCUUCUACAAAUCAUUUAGCGACUUGAAAUUAGAGGCGCUCUGUUUUUGCAAGGUGUUCUUAUAUUGAGUUUGCAGACUGACCUAAAGUUGCUUUGUGUGUUUUCAAAGAGCUUCAUUCAAGUAUGGUUAAGUACCAAAAAGUGUUAAGUAACCCCCUCCUAGAAGCUUGUAUAAUGCAUUUUAUAUUACUUAAGAACGCAUAAUGUUUAUAUGUAUAAUAUACUGUAUAUGAAGAAAAUAAGCAAAUUAAGAAAACUCAAAGUUAUUCGUAACUGUCAAAAGCAAAGGACAUUUUGUGAUUACAAAUUUGUGUAGCUGUAAUCUUAGUGGAUAUAACAAUCUCAGACUAUUUAAUUCACUAUGAGGCUAGAAACACAAGUGGUGCCAUUUGUUGUUUUUUUGGUUAGCAAAAAUAAUUUGUUCUCAAUCCAGUGCAUUCAUGUGGCGCCAAAAGGAAAUCUGAAGCAUUUACUGGCGAAGAAACUCAAAAUAGCAAUACAGUGCUGUGGUUGAAUAGUUAUCAUGGGCUUAUGACUUUUUGUGACAGUUUAAUUGUUUUAAACAAAAUAGGUUAAGCGUUUAUUCCCAGCAAGUGCUAUGCUAAUGCAAUUAAAAAUAAAAUCCCCUUAACAGUUAUUUCCGCAACAAAAAAAAUAAAUUCAGCACCAACAUUUACAAAUGGGUCGUUUUUCCUACAUUGACAAAAAAAAAAAAAAAAAAAAAACGGAAUGUUUUAAGUUGCUUUAGUAUGAGAAUGUGCAAAUGAUCUUACCCUAUGCAGUCUUGUACUUUCUAUUGUUUUUGGUUUGUAC